Molecule: messenger RNA, 646 nt
Organism: Drosophila ficusphila
Lineage: Eukaryota; Metazoa; Arthropoda; Insecta; Diptera; Drosophilidae
Exons: 3
Coding region: 135-584 (149 amino acids)
Source: RefSeq, a predicted model, not a curated record
CAAUGGGCUUAUUGUAAACUUUCGCUACAUGAAGACUGGUUCAACGCGUAAAUCCAUUCGUAUUAAAUUGUUGUAAUUUUCCAAUAGAAAGUUGUACUUAGUUGUUUCUGAUAAUUUGAAGUUAUUAAAUUAAAAUGAGUUUCAAGUUCGCUUUUGCGCUUUUAACUAUAACUACUUUAUUAACGUCAUUUUGCACUGGGUCCGAAAAAAUAGAUGAAACUGCCAAAACUGGUGAAAUUCGAAUUUUUAAACGUCUUAUUCCAGCGGAUGUUUUAAGAGAUUUUCCGGCAAUGUGCUUUGCCUCCACUCGCUGUGCUACUGUUGAGCCUGGAAAGUCCUGGGACUUGACUCCUUUCUGCGGUCGCUCUACUUGCGUGCAAAAUGAGGAAAAGGAAUCGAAGCUUUUGGAACUCGUAGAAGACUGUGGCCCAUUGCCCUUGGCGAACGACAAAUGCAAACUGGACACUGAUAAAACAAAUAAAACUGCUCCGUUUCCCUACUGCUGCCCCAUCUUCACUUGUGAGCCUGGAGUUAAUUUGGAAUAUCCCGAGAUUGGAAAGGACAAUGAGAAAAAGAAUGAUUGAUUAACAUUACAGAGCUGUACCACAAUUUUUUAAUUACAUGUGUUGCUUUAGUCAAAUCAAAA